AUGCCGCCGAAGCAUGACUUCUCUCUCAGGGAGAUAAAACCAAACAUUGAUGGAGGAAAAACCUUGACUCCCAACAUGCUCACCUUGGUUGAACCACUGUAUUUCGUGUAUGUAAAAGUUGUGAGAGCCUCCCACUUGCCUUUGAAUCAAGCUACUUAUGUUGAAGUGAAGAGUGGAAACUAUAAGGCAACAACCAAGUACAUUCAAGGUACAUUAGCCCCCAUUUGGAACCAGGUGUUUGCUUUCAACAAAGAUCGUCUUCAAGCGAAGACUAUAGAGAUUUCGGUGAGGGGUAAGGUAAGUGUGACUAAUGAGAUAAUUGGUAGCAUUGAAGUUGGUAUAGGUGAUAUCCCUACUCGGCUUCAGGGGGAUUCUUCAUUGGCACCGCAGUGGUAUGGACUUGAAGAUAAGAAUGGAGUUUCUGGUAGAUCAGGAAAUUUGAUGUUGGCUAUAUGGGUGGGGAAUCAAGUGGAUGAUGCCUUUUCACUAGCUUGGCAUUUAGACGCAGCAUCUGUUAGUGUUGACAAGGUAUCUAAUGCUCGUCCACAGGUGUACUAUUCGCCAAGACUCUGGUAUCUUAAAAUAAAGGUGAAUGGUGCUCAAGAUUUGGUAGUUUGGGAUCCAAAUCGAAAACCUGAAGUUUACGUGAAGGCUACAUUGGGGAAUAAGGUUUUGAAGACCAAAGUUUCGAAGAACAAGGGUGUGAAUCCAAGCUGGAAUGAGGAGUUGAUGUUUGUUGUAGCUGAGCCAUUCGAAGAUGCUUUGAUUUUGAGUGUGGAAGAUGAUAAAGGAGAUAAUAUGGUGGAUUAUUUGGGGAAGUGUGUUAAGCCUGUGCAUAAAAUUACUCAGAGACUCUUGCCUCCUCUUCCAAGUGAAGAGAUAAUCAAUCUUGAAAGGUAUGGGGUGGUAGAGGGGCCGAUGGAGAAGUUCUCGAGUAAGCUUCGUGUCACUAUAUAUUUGGAUGGCGUGUAUCAUGUUUUCGACGAACCUGCUUUAUUUAGUACUGAUUUGAAGGCAUCAUCACCCAAACUGACGCCAGGAAAAGUUGGAGAUUUGGAGUUAGGAAUCUUAAAAGCUGAAGGGUUGGUGCCCAUGAAAUCCAAGAAUGGAUUGAAAACUACUGAUGCUUAUUGUGUGGCCAAAUAUGGACCCAAGUGGACAAGAACUAGCACUGUUGUUAGCAGUUUAGAACCAAAAUGGAUGAAACAAUAUCAAUGGGAUGUUUUGGAUCCAUGCACAGUGAUUGCUAUCGGAGUUUUCGACAACAAUAAUUUACAAGCAGGGGAUGGAUGGGCAACUGAUAGAUUAAUUGGCAAGGUAAUCAGAAUUCGGCUUUCUACACUUGAAUUUGGUCGGAUAUAUAAAUAUGCCUAUCCUCUGGUAGCCUUGAUGCCUGAUGGGGUGAAGAAAAUGGGGGAACUUCAUUUCACUCUAAGAUUUAUCUAUACUAAAGGUUCUGGUGACAAAAUUUAUCAAUACACGCAGCCUAUGCUUCCCAAACCAGCCUAUACAGACCCAAUGUCUGUGUACCAAAUAGAUAGUUUAAGGAACCAGGCUGUUCGUCACAUAGCCAUGAGACUUGCCCGUGCUGAACCACCAUUAAGAAGAGAGGUGGUGGAGUCUAUGUUGAGUGGACGGGGACCUGUAUGGAGCAUCCGGAGAGGAAAAGCUAAUUUCCAGAGAGUGAUGGAAUGUUUGAAAUUCCUCAAGACAGCUUUGAUUUGGCUUGAUGACCUACGCCAGUGGAAGAAUUCAAGGACGACGAUUGUCAUGUUUGCAGCGUUUUCAGUUUUUGUAUAUUAUUCAGAGAUCAUAAUUCCAUCUUUCUUUGCCUUCCUCUUCUUGAAAGCUCUGCGCAACUAUUUCAAGAGGCCUCGAGACAUUCUAUGUUUGGAUACGAAUCUAUCACAAGUUGAAUCUGUGAAUACUUUAGACUGGCAGGAAGAGCUGGACACAUUCCCUUCAUCUGCGCCAUUCGAGGAUUUGAGGCUCAGGUAUGACAGAUUGAGAGCCAUUGGAUACAGGAUAGAAGAAACAGUAGGCGACUUGGCGACUCAAUUGGAGAGGUUUCAUGCUAUAUUUUCAUGGAGGGAUCGAAGAGCUACUUUAAUCUUUACACUCUUCUGCCUAGUCGCUUGGAUAGUGUUUUACCUCGUGCCUUUCCGGUUGCUUUUUUUUCUUUUUGGCACCUACAUGAUGAGGUCUCCAAGAUUUCGAGUUACUCUUCCACCGAUACCUCAAAAUGUAUUCAGGAGGUUGCCUUCGAGAGACGAUUGCUUGCUUUGA
This is a messenger RNA of Populus nigra (black poplar), 2286 nucleotides long. RefSeq names its product FT-interacting protein 3-like. The record is from RefSeq and is a predicted model, not a curated record. NCBI's taxonomy places the organism in Eukaryota, Viridiplantae, Streptophyta, Magnoliopsida, Malpighiales, Salicaceae. The transcript has a single exon. The coding region runs from base 1 to 2286 and encodes 761 amino acids.